AUGGCUUUUCUGUGGUUUCUAAUUAUGCAGGACAAAGUUAAUAAGAAAUUUCUUGGUUUUAUUUCUUCACAGACCGUUCUCGAGUCAUCAAAUCGCGAUUCAAUACAUGGCCCAGUAGGUGACGAUGAUUUUGAGCUUUGGGAUCAUAGUCAAAUGUUGAGGAAUCAGCAAAGAUACAAGUGGAAUCAGAGCAACGGUGUCGUUUGUAAACCGUCAUGUAUUCCUAUCAUGUUCAUCCUCAUCCUCAUCAUUCUCGUUGUUCUUCUUCCCUUACUUGACUCGCAGAACGAUAGACUUGCGGGUCGCCACAAUUCAUCGCUUGUUGGUUGGAAUUGUCAUGAUGAUUGCAGGAUACAACUGGUCGAGUCGAUUCCGGAAGGGCUUGUGUUUGACCCUGAAAGUCCUUCUUUUAUGUCAACUUUUGAUGCGUGGAAUGUUCUGAUUAAUGAAGCAAAGAAAACACUUUACAUUGGCUCGUUUUAUUGGACAUUAAAAUCUGAUGAAGUCUUUAAUCAUUCAUCGUCGAUUUAUGGUGACAAAAUCUUCCAUUCAUUGUUAUCUGCGGGAGUUGAUAGGAAAAUUGAUAUAAAAAUUGCACAAAAUAUGCCAUCACAAGUCUCGCCAAACAUUGACACGGAAAUUCUCGAAAAACGUAAAGCAGCGAAGGUUCGUUCUGUGAAUUUCAUGAAACUACUCGGAGCUGGCGUGCUUCAUACGAAAGUUUGGGUCGUUGACGGUCGACAUUUUUAUGUUGGAAGUGCAAAUAUGGAUUGGCGUUCAUUGUCACAAGUUAAAGAACUUGGUGUAUUGGUAACGAACUGUUCAUGUCUUGCCAGUGAUUUAACAAAGAUCUUCAAUGUUUAUUGGGAUUUGGGGAGAAAUGAUUCUCGCAUUCCACCAAAAUGGCCCGACAAAUAUUCAACAAACGUCAACAUUGAUAAGCCUAUGCUUGUUAAUUAUAAUAAUGGUGAUUAUCUAUUCGCUUCUUACUUCUCAUCAUCACCACAACCUUUAAAUCCACGCGGAAGAACAAACGAUUUAAAUGCAAUCAUUCAUACCAUUGAAAAUGCUGAAAAGUUUAUUCACAUCUCAGUGAUGGAUUAUUUUCCAUUGGAAAUUUAUUCUCCCAAAAUUAAAUAUUGGCCUGCAAUCGACACAGCAUUAAGAACAGCUGCCAUUGACAGUAAAGUUUCAGUGAAACUUCUCAUCUCGUAUUGGAAUCACUCACGACCAUCUGAAGAUUAUUUCUUGAGAUCACUUACAGCAUUAAGUGAAUCUUAUAAAGGUGUUGAUAUUCAAGUUAAACGUUUCAUUGUGCCAGCAAGUGAAGAUCAGAAGAAGAUUCCAUUUGGUCGUGUUAAUCACAAUAAAUAUAUGGUCACUGAUCAUAUUGCAUAUAUUGGAACUUCCAAUUGGUCAGGCGAUUACUUCAUUAACACUGCAGGAAUUGGAUUUGUGUCACAAGACACAGUACACGAUCGAAGUGAAAACGCGACCACUCUAAGAAGUCAACUUGAGUCUAUUUUUGAACGUGAUUGGAACAGCAAAUAUGCAAUCUAUCAGAGCAAGUUUGAUAAUUAAACUUUACUCUUUCUCAUAGAAAUAUUUUCCUUCUAAUUGUAUCAAAAGUUUUCAAUUUUUAAAGCAUUAUUGACAAAAUUCUUUCUUCUCAAAGCAAUAACUUUAAUCUUAAGUCGUUUCUCGACCAAAUUCGAUCUCGUAAAGCACAAAAGUGAAACAUUUUCAAAUAAAUAAUUGUGGAAAUUAAUCAUUUGGAAUGUUAUAAAAUCGUGUAGUUAGUUUUUGAAUUAAAAUUUUUCAUGAUCCAAUGUUUUCUUUGAUAUUUCUGGGCAUUGAAAUGUUUCGUAAUAAAAAUGUUUUCAAGAAUUUGAAAGUUGAAAGUUUUUUUUAUUCUAUUUUAGUCAGUUUUUUUAGAAGAAACUGAUAGGAUUAUGUGGACAAUUUAAUUUUCUUACGUAAAAGAAUGUUUAUGAUUCUAUCAAUUCAAGAUGUUUUUCAAAAUAUUCGAUAAGUUUGAUUGGCCAUUUCUUUUUGACAAAGUCGUAGGAAACCAAAUCAAUUUUGUUAUCCUCCCAUUUCACCAACAAAACGACUUUUUUUGAUUUUAAAAGCGUUCCACCAAUAAUGAAAUCAGGUUCUUUUAGUUCUUCAGUUUUGGUCUCUGGACAAGCAGAGAUGGAAGUUCGGUUUUCAAAGUCUGCUAUUAAUUUUGGGCAGCUGAGAUUUUCUUCAGGUUCCCAGCUGUUUUCUUCAUGACUAUAAUAUCUCCAUUUAAGUAAGUAUUCGAUUUUUCCAUUGCGAAUACGUUUCUUUAAAACCUUUUCUACCGUAAAUAAUUUAGGCUCUUUUUCAGGUAUUUUGAUAUGUUUGCUACCUUGUUUCAUUUUCAAUAAUUAGUGAGAUCUUUUCUUAUUUAUCAACUUAUUUUAUUUUUCAAAUUUA
Clunio marinus is the source of this 2463-nucleotide messenger RNA. NCBI's taxonomy places the organism in Eukaryota, Metazoa, Arthropoda, Insecta, Diptera, Chironomidae. The record is from the annotation of a GenBank genome assembly.